GGAUGACUGAUUUGUACUUGACAGUUGAGUUUUUUGGGAACGAACAGUCUGUUUUUCUCAUCACAAAGGUUCCUUUUUUGAAAACAUAAAAAUAAUGGUGGGCGCUAUGCCUGUUAAUUUGAUACCAAAAUUUUACAACGGUACCAUGGACAGUCAUAAUGGUACGGACGAUAGUGAUUUCCAAGUGUAUAUCGGUUGUCGCAUUAAGUGUGGUGAUGAGUUUGGUACCGUGAAGUUUAUUGGUGAAGUGCAGGGUUACCAGGGGGUAUGGUAUGGGGUGGAAUGGGACAACCCAGCUAGGGGAAAACAUGACGGUUCAGUUGAUGAUGUGCAAUACUUUAAAACGUCGAAACCAGGCGCAGGGUCUUUUAUUCGUCCAAACAAAAUAACUCCUUACAGGACCUGUGCGGAUGCUAUCAGGAAAUAUUACGGAGAUCGAGAGGAUGAGACAGUUGCGGCCCACCGCAGAACAGUCAUCAACGAGUGGAAGAGAGAGAUGGGUGCACCAUUUAUUGAGAUGGUCGGAUUUGAGAAGAUACAUCAGAAACAGAAAUUCGACCGGCUGCUCGAGGUGUGCGUACACGAUCAGAACGUCAGCAAGGCGGGUGACGUGGCGGCGCUGUGCCCCAACGUGCGCAGUAUCGACGUGUCCAGGAACCUGUUCUCCAACUGGCGCGAGGUGAUACAGCUGUCAGCGCAGUUACCCGACCUUCGGGAGUUGGAUGUGAGCAAAAACCGCAUGGCGGUUGACAUCCCUGAAGAGGCUCUUGCACAACUAUCAAUCAACUUCUCCAAUUUGGAGAAACUGAACAUUUCCGUGUGUGAGUACGAGUGGGCAGACAUACUAGCUCUGUCCCACCUCUGGCCGAAUGUAAAUGAAAUAAUAGCUGCACACAACAAAAUCAAAUGGAUAACCGCCCCUCAGUUAACAUUACACACGCUGACAACCCUACGAUUAGAUGGCAACCCUAUAGAUUCUUGGCGGGAAAUUUUGAAUUUGGGAAAGAUGAGGAAUUUAAAAGUUCUCAGUUUGAACGACUGUCACAUUGGUGAAAUAAGGUUCAACGAUGAACCCAACAACAAAAAAGUGGAUGUUUUUCAGAAUUUGGAGGUGUUGUUUUUAAACAGGAAUAGAAUUAAUGAUUGGCGAUCCGUAAGCGAAUUGGACAAGUUGAGCAGGCUAAAAAAAUUGUACUUCCUAAAGAAUCCAAUCCAAGCUGGCGACUCAUACGACACUGCUUCACAACUCAUCACCGCAAAAAUUGGCACCCUACAGGAACUGAACGGCACGAUAAUAACACGCGAGGAACGCCGCGGGGCGGAGUAUGACUACAUGAAACAGUACGGCGCCGAGUGGAAGCUGGCACAGCACGAUCUGGCAAAACAAGCGGCAUUCACGUUGGAGCACUGCCGGUUUGAAGAAUUAAUAAAAAAAUAUGGCAUUCCUGAAGACAGCCUGCUAGUGAAACAACCGAAGACAACAACUCUCACAUCGCAAUUGCUAGAAGUAACACUCCAAGAUGAAAACGAAAAGAAAAUAAAAAAGAAAUUCCCAUCCACAAUGCUAGUACAGAAACUGGUCAUACUCGCUCAAAGACUGUUCUCAAAACCUGGCAAUACUGGAACACCAAAGCUUUAUCUCCUCGACGACCAGAUGAAAGGCGCUGAAAUAUAUUUAGACAACGUCAUGAAAGAGUUAACAUAUUUUUCAGUCAAAAAUGGCGAUACCAUUCUUGUAAAAUUCAGAUAAUUUAGAAAAAAUAAUUUUAUUGCACUGGUAACACUAGAAGGCGAUUACGUUUAAUUGGCGCGAGUUUUGCGUAUGUUUUUAAUUUAUAAACCCGAGCUUUGUAAAUAAUGUUAUUUCUAAAUUAAUAUAUCUAUUGCGAUAUUUAUUUUUCUGAAAGAAUUCCAAAAUAAAUAUGAUAUGUAUUUUCA
Galleria mellonella (greater wax moth) is the source of this 1938-nucleotide messenger RNA. It is a transcript of the gene Tbce, whose product is annotated as tubulin-specific chaperone E. NCBI's taxonomy places the organism in Eukaryota, Metazoa, Arthropoda, Insecta, Lepidoptera, Pyralidae. The record is from RefSeq and is a predicted model, not a curated record. The transcript has 7 exons. Gene Ontology annotation, biological process: protein folding. Gene Ontology annotation, molecular function: alpha-tubulin binding. Bases 95 to 1750 code for a protein of 551 amino acids.